ACACGGAAUCGCUGGAGGAGAGACAAUAGGCAGGAUAGAUGUCACCAUGAUGUUUGGAUUUUCACCAUCAAGAGUGUUGGGCUGUGAGGCGCAGGUGACAAAUCAGUGAGUUUAGAAGUUUCGGAGGAUUUUUAUUUUAUGUUGCCAACCGAGAUUCCGGGAGGAGUGUGUUUCACCUCAAGCGAUCAUAUUGAGGGAAGGAGAGAAGGGAUGAAAACUGAGGAGAACCAGCAGUCCUGUCUCCAGCAAACUCAAUCCUCAACGCCAUUUGGUCCGGACUACACCGGGGCAGGUGAGGUGUGCGCGGGCUGCGAUUCCCCCAUCGCCGACCGCUUCUUGCUGCGCGUGAACGAGCGCUCCUGGCACGAGACGUGCGUCAAGUGCACGGUGUGUCUGAGCGCGCUCACGGGGACUUGUUACUGCCGGGACCGACUGCUCUACUGCAAACACGACUAUGAGAAGCUGUUUGUGAGGAAGUGCAGCGCCUGUCUGCAGGUGAUCGGACGCUCGGAGCUGAUCAUGCGAGUUCUGGGACAGGUGUACCAUCUGGGCUGCUUCAGCUGCUGUGAGUGUGAACGUCGGCUGCAGAGAGGUGAUGAGUUUGUGCUGAAGGAAGGCCAGCUGCUGUGUCGCAUGGACUACGAGAAGGAGAGGGAGAUGCUGGCGGCCAUCAGUCCCACACCCACCGAGUCAGUGAAAAGUGAAGAUGAAGAUGGUGGAGGAGGCUCUGGUGGGGGAAAAGGAGGGGACGAAGGCAAGGAGCAUAAACGUUCCAAGCGUCCGCGAACCAUCCUGACAACCCAGCAGCGACGUGCUUUCAAAGCGUCCUUUGAAGUGUCUGCUAAGCCUUGCCGCAAGGUGAGGGAGACGCUCGCUGCUGAGACCGGACUCACAGUGCGAGUUGUGCAGGUGUGGUUCCAGAACCAAAGGGCUAAGAUGAAGAAGAUAGCUCGCAGACAGCAGCAACAACAGCAACAGCAGCAGGAGCAAGAGCAACUGGGAGGAGGCAGGAGAGGAUCCAGCCGAGGCGGGAGGCAGAGCAACGACGACAGCGAGGAUGGCUCCAGCACACACGGCAUGGAUGGAAUGUUGGGGUACGGCUCUCUCCCGCGACAGCAGUUGCUAACUCUCGAUCCAAACAUCUAUGGUGGUGAGCCAUUUCGACAUGGACUCACACCGCCACAACUGGGUAGUGAGCAGAUCCACUCUUACGAAUCAGAAACAGUAUUCCACGACCUGGACAGCGACGGGAGCCUCGGCCACCUUGGCGACUGCCUCUUAGGAUCAGGAGACAACAGUCUUCUGCCAGGGCGAGUGGGAAACCCAAUCGAUCGUCUCUACUCCAUGCAGAAUUCCUACUUUACCUCCUGACCCAUGUAUACUCUAAACCUUCUCCCCUUUUCUUCCAACUCUCGGCCCAGAGAGGCAACUAACAGAGUCUGGCUCUCAACAGGCCUUCAGGACAUAUGUUCAUGAAACGAGAAAAACACUGACCACAGAGGACAAAAAAAAAAUCAUAAUGUUCCAACACAACAAACUCAUGCUGGAUACAAAGACAUUAGUUUAUCAUGUUGCACUUGUAUAUAAUGUUGGCACUUUUAAAGAAAGCACCCCUUGAACUGACACACACAUAAACAUAGACUCAUUUUUGCUUUCAUUGAAGCGAAAGAGAAGCAGCUUUAGAUGAGUGAAAACAGAAUCACAGUUUUGACAGUGGGUAGUUAUGAGUUGGUGUAGAAUUUGAGUGCAAUUUUAUUCUCAGGUUAGUGUGUGUGUGUUUCUGUUACCUGAGCCAUCACUCAGGGUCUUCAAUAGAUGCCAUUGAAUGUUCCCAAUGACUCCAUCCCAUACCCCGAACCACAUUAAAGUGACCGUAGAUUGCCAAACAACUAUAUAGAUAUUGACAUAUUUGAGCAUGUGUGAAGGAACCAUAAGUUAAUUUGACAAAAUUUACAUAGCCGCGGAGGCUUGCACAAUAAUGUUGUUUAUAAAGUGGGAUGUAUAACAUAGAAAUUAUUUCUAGCAUCUCAGUAAACCAGCUUAAGCUUCAAUAACAGCACUUGGGCUAAAACAAAGUUUUGUUUUGCAUGAAAAAACAAAAUAAUUGAAUGCUUUGGUUCCAUCCCACAGGUUAAGGUACUGCUCAAUUCUAUGUGCACUUAAACCAUAGCCAUUUCAAUACACCACAGACCAAAAGAAAAGGUCACAAACAUUACAGGGUCAUAUGAAGAGCCUUAUAUGGAAACAGGGUGUGCUUUAAUUUCCUUUUUAAACAACUAUUAGUGACUAAACAACAGCGAUUUUGGUACUUAGAAUUGUUAAUAUGAAUGUGGCUGUGAUGUCAGUGUUGUAGUCUGUAAAACUUACCUUCAACAACAGCGACGGUAGGUACAUAUUUAGCGGCUUCCUUUGUGCAGAACAACUGAUAUUUAAUCUGUAGCAUGAUAUUUAUGAGUCACCAAGUAGGCCAAGCAAUGGCUUAAAGCAUAAACCUUUUGAGUCUUGGAAGAAAAAAAAAACAUUGAGAUCUGGUUUCAUGCUAAUGAAAUCGAACUUAAGGGAUGCUAGUCUCCUGAGGGAUUGCUACAGCUUUCUAAAGAUCACACUGCAAUCUGGUUAAUAAUGCUUUGUAUUUUUAUUGUUUUUUGUGAUGGUAACUUAUUUGUGAAGUAAAUAUGUUUAUGUUCAGCAGUGCUGUGUUUUGCUCGUGAUGUUUCUGUGAUUUUAUCUUUAAAGAAUAUGUGCUUUUUUUGUCUGCAAUACAAUAAAACUGUUGAUUUCU
Synchiropus splendidus (mandarinfish) is the source of this 2782-nucleotide messenger RNA. RefSeq names its product LIM homeobox transcription factor 1, alpha-like (gene lmx1al). The coding region runs from base 139 to 1371 and encodes 410 amino acids. The transcript is spliced from 9 exons. The record is from RefSeq and is a predicted model, not a curated record. Gene Ontology annotation, biological process: regulation of transcription by RNA polymerase II; neuron differentiation. Gene Ontology annotation, cellular component: nucleus. Lineage: Eukaryota; Metazoa; Chordata; Actinopteri; Syngnathiformes; Callionymidae. Gene Ontology annotation, molecular function: RNA polymerase II transcription regulatory region sequence-specific DNA binding; DNA-binding transcription factor activity, RNA polymerase II-specific.